GGCGAUCUUUUACGGUAAAUGCAUAUGUACUCCGAUUCCCUAGAGUGCAGUAUAAUAAGCGCGUCUUAACGUGAAAGAAGAAGCUAUUUUUACGAGAUCUAAAGGGUCGGCAAGAUGUCAUCAGACCUGACCACCGUUUCAACAUCACAGGGAUGCCCAGCAAUCGGACCUUAUUCCCAAGCUGUAAUCGCCGACCCUUAUGUCUUCCUCUCAGGCCAGAUCCCAAUCGACUCAACCGGCAAACCUCUUGAAGGAAGUAUCGCAGACAAAACUCACGCAUGCUGCAAGAGCGUCCAGGCAGUCUUGUCAGCGGCCGGCAGUGACAUAAGCCGCGUGGCAAAGGUCACAGUGUUCUUGGAUAAUAUGAAGAACUUUGCCGAGUUCAACGCGGUUUAUGAGACCUAUUUCACUCAUAAGCCGGCUAGAAGCUGUGUGGCGGUGAAGACUCUGCCUAAGAAUCUGGAGGUGGAGAUUGAAUGCGUGGCUUUGACGAAUACCAAUGGGCCUCGAUUGUGAACAUUGGAAACUGGGGUCCCAGAAAGAAGAAUAGCCAGUUAGCUUUACCCUUUAGUUAAGAAAAGACAUAUAUUGAGAUCUCAGUA
This is a messenger RNA of Fusarium odoratissimum NRRL 54006, 602 nucleotides long. RefSeq names its product endoribonuclease L-PSP. The coding region runs from base 115 to 516 and encodes 133 amino acids. Gene Ontology annotation, molecular function: deaminase activity. Lineage: Eukaryota; Fungi; Ascomycota; Sordariomycetes; Hypocreales; Nectriaceae. The record is from RefSeq and is a predicted model, not a curated record. The transcript is spliced from 3 exons. Gene Ontology annotation, cellular component: cytosol; mitochondrion.